GGCAAUUACACCAACAGACGACAAUCAAUUAACGAAACCACAUGUGUUUGUGAAAAAUUGGAAAAUGUCAAAAAAAUGGAAGGUUGAAAAUCUUGUAGAAGAAGCCUCAGAUACAGAGGAAAGUGACGUUGAGCAAGAUGAGGAAAGGCCCCUCAAAAGUUCUGAUGACGAUGAAGAUGAACUCUCGGGCUUGGAUAUUCCCGAAGCCAAACUUCCAGUCCUACGUUCGAUCGUGAGUAAAGGUAAAACUGUUGAUCAUGAUCAACAACGAUCUUUUCAGGGUAGCGAAAGAGGUGAGGAAGCUGAAAAACUUGCAAUAAGAGAAGAACUUUCCGCCUUGACAUUUGAAGAGCUUCAAAAACUGAAGGAAAAGAUUGGUUCUAAGAAAUUUAAUCAGACUCUUAUUGGAGUUAAAAAGAAACCUCAGGUAAGAACUGAUUUUAAAAGAGCCAAUCCAAACAGACCAAGAGAAAUAUCAUCAAAAUCAAGAAGAAUAGAGCCUAAAGUUGCCAUCCAAGUUCCAAAAGUUUUUCGGAGUGAUCCUCGCUUUGACAAUCUCUGUGGUGAAUUUCAUGAAAAGAAAUUUUACAAAAACUAUGACUUUGUCAAUAAAAUGAAGGAAGAUGAAGUAAAAAAACUGAAAGAAGAACUGCGGGAAGAAACCAAUCCGAGACGCACUGAAAAGAUCAAAUAUCUCAUACAGCGAAUGGAAAACCAAAUUAGAUCAGAGAAGAUGCGGAAGCUCGAAGAGGAAAAACAGCAGGAAGAGAAACAAAUUACUAUUGAUGCAUUGAAGGAAGGAAAAUCCCCUUAUUUUGCAACCAAAGGUAACUGGAAACAUUUAAUCAAUUUGAAACCUCUCUUUAAUUACCUUAAUUUUAAAUUUUCAGCGGCGCGUAAGGAGCGAAAUCUGAAAGAGAAAUUUGAUAGCUUAAAGGAAGAAGGAAGACUUAAUCAAUACAUGGCGAAAAAACGGAAGCACAAUGCUCAAAGAGACCGUAGGCAUAUGCCGUCUGAAGACUAUUGAUUCAAGGAAAAAGUUGACAAAUUUAUUGACUACAAUUGAGAAUACACAUGCUAUGCCGUUCGUAA
Molecule: messenger RNA, 1092 nt
Organism: Daphnia pulicaria
Lineage: Eukaryota; Metazoa; Arthropoda; Branchiopoda; Diplostraca; Daphniidae
Product: ribosomal RNA processing protein 36 homolog
Exons: 3
Coding region: 65-1027 (320 amino acids)
Biological process (GO): maturation of SSU-rRNA from tricistronic rRNA transcript (SSU-rRNA, 5.8S rRNA, LSU-rRNA)
Cellular component (GO): 90S preribosome; nucleolus
Source: RefSeq, a predicted model, not a curated record